Molecule: messenger RNA, 880 nt
Organism: Durio zibethinus
Lineage: Eukaryota; Viridiplantae; Streptophyta; Magnoliopsida; Malvales; Malvaceae
Source: RefSeq, a predicted model, not a curated record
CUUCCUUUUAAUUAUCUUUUUUUUAAUCUAUUGGAACAUAUAUUUAAAUCAGCUGCAUAUAAUCUAGGGUUCUUUUCAUAAAUCUAAUCUAAUCCAUUUGGUUUCUCGAUUUGAUCUGCUCCCAAUUAAUUUCUCUUCUUUUUUUUUUUUUUUUUUGCGCUGUGAUUUAGGUGAUAAUUAGUAAGAAGAUAGAUAUGGACCCUUCAGAGCUUAGGUAUUAUGAGGAUGACGACACUCCAACAAUGAAAACAAUCAAGGGUGCAACUACUGGUUUUGUUGCCGGUACUAUCUGGGGAACCAUUGUUGCUACAUGGUAUGAUGUGCCUCGUGUUGAGAGAAGUGUUGCCCUACCAGGCCUUGUAAGGACACUGAAGAUGAUGGGCAAUUAUGGGAUAACAUUUGCUGCAAUUGGGGGAGUCUAUAUUGGUGUUGAGCAGCUGUUGCAGAAUUAUAGGAUGAAAAGAGACUUUGUCAAUGGUGCUGUUGGUGGUUUUGUGGCUGGGGCUUCCAUUCUUGGUUUCAAAGGGAGGAGCAUCUCAAGAGCUAUUUCUGCUGGAACAGCCCUGGCGGCCACCUCUUCCUUUAUUGAUGUUGGAGGUCAGACAACAAGAAUGGACACGGGCAAAGAGUACUACCCUUACACCACCAAGAAAAGACCUGCUGAUUCAUAAAUCUUGCAUGUCGCUGCUGAGAAGGCACUUCCAGCUUGAUGCGAGAUAAUCAAUCCUGUUUGCUGAACAGGAUGCAUUUCUUUGUUUCCACGAUGUAUUCAUACUCACUGUUUCCUUUUUUCUGUUCACUUUUAGAGCGAGAAUGUUGAUUUGAAUAAAAAUGCCCUGCCAUUUAUCAAAAUCAUGGUAUAGGUGACAGUUUCUAGACC